Messenger RNA from Tachysurus fulvidraco (yellow catfish), 2535 nucleotides. RefSeq names its product death-associated protein kinase 2b (gene dapk2b). Gene Ontology annotation, biological process: protein phosphorylation; intracellular signal transduction; positive regulation of apoptotic process. The coding region runs from base 242 to 1348 and encodes 368 amino acids. The transcript is spliced from 12 exons. Gene Ontology annotation, molecular function: protein serine/threonine kinase activity; ATP binding. Gene Ontology annotation, cellular component: cytoplasm; nucleus. Lineage: Eukaryota; Metazoa; Chordata; Actinopteri; Siluriformes; Bagridae. The record is from RefSeq and is a predicted model, not a curated record.
UCGCUAUUUACAGCCUACGCAUGCGCAGUGCGAGCCUUGCAAUCAUACACGCUCUUGCACUCAAGUUAUUCUGUCAAGAAGCGCGAGCGGUGCGGAGAGGAGUCAAACUGCGCUUAGUAUAUUACACCAAAACAGUUCACAGACGAAUAAAGAUUUUUUGGUCUUAUACUAACACAAGGAACUAACCGGAGCUGAAGUCCUGUUUAUCUGCUCAAAUUUUCUGAAGACUUAUUCGUCAUCAAUGAGGACACUGAGUAUGGAUGUGUUCAAGCAACAGAAAGUGGAUGAUUUUUAUGAAAUUGAAGAGGAGCUUGGAAGCGGGCAGUUUGCUAUAGUGAAGAGAUGUAAGGAGAAGAGUACAGGUCUAGAUUAUGCAGCGAAGUUUAUAAAGAAGCGCCAGAGCAAAGUGAGCAGAAGAGGAGUGCGGCGAGAAGAAAUCGAAAGAGAAGUGAACAUUCUACAGCAUCUCCAGCACCCUAACAUUAUCUCAUUGCACGAUGUGUACGAGAACCGCACAGACGUGGUGCUUAUGCUGGAACUGGUAUCUGGAGGAGAGCUGUUUGACUUCCUGGCCCAAAAGGAAUCCCUGAGUGAGGAGGAAGCCACUGAGUUUCUUAAACAGAUUCUUAAUGGGGUCCACUACCUUCACUCCAAAAAAAUAGCACAUUUUGAUUUAAAGCCUGAGAACAUUAUGCUGCUAGACAAAAAUGUCCCACUACCACGGAUCAAAAUUAUUGACUUUGGCUUGGCACAUAAAAUUGAAGAUGGGGUCGAAUUCAAAGAUAUAUUUGGGACACCAGAAUUUGUGGCUCCAGAGAUAGUCAACUAUGAACCUCUGGGAUUACCAGCAGACAUGUGGAGUAUUGGUGUUAUCACAUACAUCCUAAUAAGCGGUGCUUCCCCAUUUCUGGGCGAGUCUAAACAGGAGACACUGGCAAACAUUUCCGCUGUGAGCUACGAAUUUGAUGAGGAAUUCUUCAGCAGCACUAGCGAGCUUGCUAAGAGCUUCAUUAGACAGCUUUUGACUAAGGACACCAGAAAAAGGCUCACAAUAGAAGGAGCUCUCAACCACCCCUGGAUUAAGCCUAAGGACUCUAGACAAGUUCUGGUGCGCAGACAGUCUGUGGUCAACAUUGAGAACUUUAGAAGACAGUAUGCACGUCGCAGGUGGAAGUUCUCCUUCAGGAUUGUAGCCCUGUGUAACCAUUUGACACGUUUGAUGAAGAAACCACAAGAAGAUCCAAAAGAGGUCAAAGAUACCCUUUUUGCAAGGGACUGUGAGAGCGACCAGGAAGAGGAAGUAUUACAAAGGAGAUCCAGGACCAGGAAGAGGAGCAGCACCUCUUGAAGCUCCACAGGUUCCUUCAGCACAGAACAACACAUCUGCAGUAGGCAAAAAGACACUAGUCUUAACUUCACACUGAUGUGAAAGAGUCCAGGAAGUGUCUUUUACGGAUGUCCUCCAAUUAAAGAAAUAGAGACUGAGCCAUGGUUAGUGUAAACCUUGGACACCUUAAAAAAACAUAGCGAUGUUGAACGAUUCAAUGUGUGCCAAUACUGUGAUAAAAAAUAGUGUGUUUUUAAAGCUGUGCAAUUAAUUCAUGAACUUAAGAGGGUAGAUUUGAUUUUUACAUAAGCUUAUAAAGCCUAUGAGUGCAAUGUUAACAUGAAAAGUUCUUAAAGAGUCUUCAGUUCUCUGACAUUCUUCCUUUUUAAGUGCUAUAACCUUCUAGUCUACUGCUUUACACGAUCCUGGUGUAUUAAUAUGUGCCAUGAUAUAUUGCAUGUGUGCUGCCAUGCUGCUUUAAGCCACAGUUGUCGUCCGGUUGAUUAAGCUAUUUAAUAUUUCCAAUAGCAAAUUUGUACACGAAUGUAAUGCAGAUAUUUUAAAUGUCUUGUACAUUAUUGUUAUCCAUAUUUUUAUAAGCAGGGAAUAACAUGCUACCUCAGAACACAAUUUGAGGAAAAAUGGCCACACUUAUAGACUAGCGUAUUUUUGAAUCUGCUUUUAGUCAUUUAGUUGCACUGAAAUGAGUGUGCCACCUUUACUAGUUCUGCAACACUGCUCAGGUGACUUCAUUUUUGUUGUAAUACCUGUUGUUUUCAUGUAAGGCAUAUUGCACAUGCUGUGCAAACACUUGUUAAACACAGUUCUGUUCUGGGUAUGAUGUACUGUUUGGUAUUUUCAGAGAGGAAGUGUAAUUAUAAAAAGAAAGAGAAAGUUCCCUACAGUAUCUUUCUGGACUUGAAAAUCUGAGUUGGAACUGGCACUGUGUAUUUAUACACUGUAUUUGUCAAGUGUUACUGAUUGCAUUUUAAAGACCAUUACAUUAUGAACUCAUAUGGCCAUGCCUCAAAUAUAUUUAAGUUCUUUUAGAGUAAUCGGUUUAAAAUCCUAGUGGGGUUGCUUCAAUGUAUUUCUAGGUUUACUUCAAUUUUAUAAUAAACUUUCUGUCCUGUUCUAGUCUAGGAUUCUUUCCCAGUAUAAAUGCCCAUAUUUUGUAUAAAGAGACCAAUAAAUGUUUAAUAUAUUUA